Molecule: messenger RNA, 1618 nt
Organism: Boeremia exigua
Lineage: Eukaryota; Fungi; Ascomycota; Dothideomycetes; Pleosporales; Didymellaceae
Exons: 1
Coding region: 99-1394 (431 amino acids)
Biological process (GO): protein ubiquitination
Molecular function (GO): ubiquitin protein ligase activity
Source: RefSeq, a predicted model, not a curated record
GAGUGAUUUGUCAAUUUAUACUAUAGUACCAUUAUCAUGCAGCCUGUCCACGGUCGUAAGGUUCUGCACAUAUUUUCAACGAUUAUACCAAUAUCCACAUGCUUGUUUGCUCCGCGCGGCCAUUCUUCACUUCACUCUCACUUCUGGCCAACAAAACUUCUCGCCACUCACACACAGAAACAAAAACUCUACACUCCCCAACUUCUGAGCUCAAACUUCGAUACGGCAGAACAUCAAGGAUAGCCACAAUGACAGCUCGAACAGCAGGCAAGACCGCCUCACCUGACGGCCACUCAGAUCAAGUGCCAUCGCAAGAAGACUACCUCCGAGAUCUCAGCCUGCUAAAAUCCGAGCCGGUCGCCUUGCCAGAUACAGAAAUCACCUGCGGAAUCUGCCUGGACCCCUUCACAGAAAGCACCUCAGGCCCAACAGACGACCCACCCGAACACAAAGACACCGUCGCCUUGAAGCCCUGCAAGCACUUCUUCCACUACACCUGCAUCAUGCGCUGGCACACCAGCCACCGUCCCGAGCGCGCCACGUGCCCCAACUGCCGCACCCCCCUCUUCACCGCCGCGCCGCUCACAAACGCCCAAAUCGCCGAACUACACAGCAGCCUCGAGCAAGAGACCCUGGUGUACUUGGCCCCGAACGACAUCCUGGUCCCGUUCGAUCUCUUCGUCCUGGGUCUGCACGCCGACGCGGCCGUCGACCAGGAAAUCGCGAAGGUGCAGGGGUCGCGUGUCUGGCGGCGCGGCGCAGGGCACGCGUGGGUGGCGCUGUGCGCGAGCGUGCGCGACGCGACGAUGCACGUGCAAGGGGAGCUGCGGGCGGUGUUCCAGCCGCACCGGGACACGUUCGUUAUGGCGGUGGUGGCGGCGGUGGUGGUCGUUUCGGUUACGCGACACGAGGGCGCGACGGAGUGGCCUGCGUUUGGGAGACUGGUGGGUUGGCUGGAUCGGCUGAUUGACGGGUACACCGAAGAGGAGUUUCGCGUACUGUAUGGCGAGUUUCGCGAGAAGGGGCUGUGGAUGACGAAUUGCUAUUUCGUUGGGCGCGGUGGGAGUUUGUUUGUCCGGGCCAGGGUCGAUGCUAAGGCAAGGGUUCGGUCGGUAUCGGCUGAGAUUGAGGGUCGAACCGAGGUUUCGAGAUGGAAAGGGCUCGGAAGGCGCAUUGCUCACCUCACUAUGUCUGAGCUUGUGCCUGGAGGCCGUCAUUUGACCAGCCGAACGCUGUUAGGUGUGCUGAGUAGGAUGACGGAAGGGGAGCCGCCGGAUUUCCUGUCUUAUAUGAGAGGAGGGAGGUGGAUGGAUGGUGAUGAACUGGACUUCGGUUGGGAUGAUGCAUUGGUGUUGCAGGACGAUGCUGGUCUGGACACUCCACCUGCUUCAUGACUGGUGGUGUUAUUGCUGCGACUGAUUGUAGUGGCCGGAUGGUGCAAUGAUCCCUUCCUGACAGAUAGUAUGUCUUAUCCGUCUUUGCAAUCAUACUCUGGGAAGAUGGGUGCCAAAGCCUUAAGAAAGAACACCAAGUCGACGUUGAACCUUUUUUGCGAUGUGGGUGAGCUCCCAGAGCAAUCAGUCCAGUUCAAGCCUUGCCGCUGGGCGCCCUCGGUCAU